AUGCAAGGGGAAAAUGUUGACCAUGCGCAGCCAAUCUCCACGUGGAGUGCGGAACAAGAGCUGCACCUGGUCGUUUUCACCAAGCCUCCGAUAGCGGGCCUGACGAAACAGCGUUUGAGUCGGGAGAUAGGUUCGACACUUGCGACGCGCAUCAGUGCCGCUCUGGUAGAAAACACCCUUGCGACGGCGUAUGACUGGUUGCAGGGCCUUGAUCUGCAAGCUGGAGGAACAGGCGCCGUCCACCUAUACUAUACCCCAGUGGAGAGCGAGCAGGCGAAGGCGGAGUGCGUAGAACGCUGGCUCGACGACUCGGUUCGUCAUCGUUACCCGGCGUUUCGGAUCGCACCACAGAAAGCCUCUAAAGUGCAGAGCACUGGUGAUCAAAAGCAGGAUCCGCUAGGCUCUCGACUCAUCCAAGCGUUUACGGAGGUGACAAGCCUGGUAGACGAAUCGAGGGAUGCGCACGUUGUGGUCAUCGGAAGCGACUGCCCGGCGCUUGAUACCGCGGUGCUACAGCAGGCAUUCGCUGCGCUCCAUGCCGGUCAUGGAGCGGUGAUUGGACCAGCGCAGGACGGCGGUUAUUAUUUGCUCGGUUUAGCAUUUGCGGCAGCAGAACGAACCCGUUGGGCGAGAGUCAUCUACGCUGCGUUCGGCCCACACCUCGUAUUCAGUCAGAAUGAUGUAUGCGCGCGCACCGUCGAAGCUCUGCGCAAUGAUGGCGUCAGGACGAUAUGUUUACCGGUAACGCUCAACGACGUGGACACAGCGCAGGAUCUGGUGCACUUGCCGGCAUCAAUGCGACCGCGAGAAUGGUUUUCGAGCGCAAACGCGAGGCUGCACAAGACAAGUGAUUUGGUGGAGACAGCACCGGCGCCCGGCUCGACAACAUGCGAUGAGGAAGUGGAUGCGGACAAGUUGGACCCGUCGGUACAGAACGUUUGCAGUAGACAAGUGUAG
This is a messenger RNA of Cyanidioschyzon merolae strain 10D, 957 nucleotides long. RefSeq lists its product as hypothetical. Lineage: Eukaryota; Rhodophyta; Bangiophyceae; Cyanidiales; Cyanidiaceae. The transcript has a single exon. Bases 1 to 957 code for a protein of 318 amino acids. The record is from RefSeq and is a predicted model, not a curated record.